UUCUCCAAUACAUAGACAGAUAGAUUGUCACCCUUCCAUAAGUAAAAAGAAUACAAAACCAUCAUUUAAUUGUAUAAAAAGGAUUAAAUAACUAUUUUCAACUUUUAACAUAUGCAUUUGAGUUUGGCCUUCCUUGACAAGUAAUUUGGCACAAGUGCCUUGACCUACUAUGGCCAAAACAUGGGUCAUAUCUUAUUCAGCUAAUUCUCUCAACUACGUAGGAACAACAAUAGAUUUAUUCUUAGACCCAACAUGAACCUUCCAUUAUAUAUACCUCAUACAAUCUCCAAUAGUAGCACAACAUCAUUCUAAACAUUUCAGUAAGCAAUUUGAACUGCUUCUUCCUAUUAUCACCAUGGUUGCCAACAUCCAAUUCCAUCAUAUUACUCUAGCUUUGAUCCUCUGCUCGGCAUUAUUGGCUUUUCAAGUCACAUCGCGCACUCUACAAGAUGCGAGCAUGUAUGAGAGGCACGAGCAAUGGAUGGCUCGCUACGGCAAAGUCUACAAAGACCUCCAAGAAAGGGAGAAGCGAUUCAAGAUAUUCAAGGAAAAUGUGAACUACAUUGAAGCUUCUAACAAUGCCGGGGACAAAGCUUACAAGCUAGGCAUUAAUCAAUUUGCUGACCUCACAAAUGAAGAGUUCACAUCAUCCAGAAAUGGAUUCAAGAGCCACAUGAGUCCCUCAAUUGAACGGACCACUUUUAAGUAUGCAAAUGUCACUGCAGUACCAAACACUGUGGAUUGGAGACAAAAAGGAGCAGUGACUCCCAUCAAGAACCAACAACAAUGUGGAUGUUGCUGGGCAUUUUCUGCUGUUGCAGCAACCGAGGGAAUCAACAAACUGAAGUCUGGAACUUUGAUUUCUUUAUCCGAACAAGAACUUGUGGAUUGCGACACUAAAGGUAUCGACCAAGGUUGCGAGGGCGGCCUAAUGGACGAUGCAUUCAAAUUCAUUAUUCAAAAUGGCGGACUAACGACUGAGGCCAAGUACCCUUAUAAAGGUGUUGAUGGAAAAUGCAAUACAAAAGCAUCAGCCAACCAUGCAGCUACCAUUACUGGCUACGAAGAUGUCCCCGCCAACAACGAGCAAGCACUGAAAAAUGCAGUCGCUAAUCAACCUGUUUCUGUGGCCAUUGAUGCUAGUGGCUCUGAUUUCCAGUUCUAUAAGGGUGGUGUCUUCACUGGAAGCUGUGGAACUGAGUUAGAUCAUGGUGUCACUGCUGUGGGUUAUGGAGUCAGUGACGAUGGAACAAAAUAUUGGUUAGUUAAGAACUCAUGGGGAACUGAAUGGGGCGAAGAAGGAUAUAUCAGAAUGCAAAGGGAUGUAGACGCCACAGAAGGACUUUGUGGCAUAGCAAUGCAAGCUUCUUACCCAACUGCUUAGAAACCAAACUUGAUUCUUCUUUUCCUAUACAUACCUAAACUUUUUACUUCUACGUACAUAUAUAUAUACAUACAUGUGGCAUAUAUUGUGGUUUCUUUGACCAGUUGUAAUUUGUUCUCUACCUGUCAAUUAUGAAAAUAUGGAGAAAAUCAUUUGGUUUCCCUAUAAAAAAUCUCCAUUUUAUAUUUAUAUUAAAAAAUUUAACACAUUAUCUACACUAAAGAUCACCGCAAGUCAAUUCGGUUAUCUAUAUGGAAUAAAGCUCUAAGAAAUGUUAUU
Arachis ipaensis is the source of this 1663-nucleotide messenger RNA. NCBI's taxonomy places the organism in Eukaryota, Viridiplantae, Streptophyta, Magnoliopsida, Fabales, Fabaceae. The record is from RefSeq and is a predicted model, not a curated record.